This is a messenger RNA of Aedes aegypti (yellow fever mosquito), 3053 nucleotides long. Its product is annotated as E3 ubiquitin-protein ligase RNF25. Gene Ontology annotation, biological process: protein ubiquitination. NCBI's taxonomy places the organism in Eukaryota, Metazoa, Arthropoda, Insecta, Diptera, Culicidae. Gene Ontology annotation, cellular component: nucleus. Bases 444 to 1676 code for a protein of 410 amino acids. The record is from RefSeq and is a predicted model, not a curated record. Gene Ontology annotation, molecular function: ubiquitin protein ligase activity; protein binding. The transcript has 5 exons.
CUGUCUGUCAAAAGGAACGCAGGCUUCCUUUCGUGCGCGGAUUGUUUUCCUUUCCUCUGGCUUUAUUCGACUACGUUUUUCGGAUUGUUCAACAUCUGCAUCAGAAUUAAAAAUUGAAAAACUUCCGACGUUUUCCGAUCCGAGCAUCUUGUAGGACUUGUGGACCACCGUUGUGGUCUGCCCUUUCGUUUUUCGUGCUCAUCAGUGAGUGGUUGAUAUCAGCGUUGAUUGUUUCCUUCCGAAUCGAAAGUGGCAAGAAAGCAAAGAAAAAUCUGCAAUUUGCACUUGCAUCGUGCAUUUUUGCAGGACAGGAGCAUUGUGUUGAGGAGCCAGGUUAGCUCUGCUCGAGGUGAGGACGAGUUUUGCGAAUAAAAAUCCUUCGGGUUGAAUCCUGAAGCUCAAUCUACGAGAGGACCAAAAGCGCACAGAUAACAAAAAAGCAAAUGGAUGCGUUAAUUGACGAAGUUGAAUCGCUGGAAGCGAUUCUGAUGGACGAUGUUACGAUUAUCCGGAACAGUAGCGGCGUUCCGGAGAUGAUCGAAACGACAGUGUUUCCCACAGUCGGCGAAGAAUUGGACAGUCAGUACGUGUGCAUAACCUUACAGGUGCUUCCGGGUCCCGCUUACCCGGAUGUCAAACCGGCCAUAAAGUUAAAAAACCCUCGAGGUCUCGAUGAUAACAUUAUCAACAACAUCGAGGCGGCGGUGCGGCAAAAACUAGACGAAUCCGUGGGCCAACCAGUGGUCUUCGAUUUGAUCGACAUCAUUCGGGAGCACUUGACUGAGAGUAACCUCCCUUCGGGGCAGUGCGUGAUCUGUUUGUACGGCUUCCAAGAGGGGGACGCCUUCACUAAAACGGCAUGCUAUCACUAUCUGCACAGUCAUUGCCUGGCGUGCCAUUUGAAUGCUUCGAAGCGAAACUACGACGAUGAGCUGGCCAAAAUGCCAGUGUGGAAGCAGAAAGAAACCAAACCUUAUCAGGCACAGUGUCCGGUUUGUAGGGAACCUAUCGAGGUCGAAGUGGAACCACUGUCCAAAUGCAGACCACCGAGUGAGCUGAUCAAUGCGCCCAAGUUUCGUGUCACCGAUGAGCUCAAAACGUUGCAAGCACAAAUGAGUCGACUGUAUUUGCACCAGAAGAGCAGGGGCGGAAUCAUCGAUCUGGACGCCGAGGAGGGUAACGUGAUUGCCAUCGAAACAGAGGGUGCCAACAGUGAGGCACCAAAAGGUGCAAACGAAGUACCACAGGUAAACACUCUGGCAGAAACUCUACCGGUAUCGCAAGUGCAUAAGCAAAACAGCGCAUCGGCGGUUAAUAGUCAAACAUUCGCACAACACGAUCGCGGAAACUCGUCUAGACAUUUCGGGGCUGGCCCCGGAGGGAGUCGAAAUCAUCAUCAGGGUAACCAUCGAACGAAUCGUGCUCCUCAGAAUGGACCAGGAGCAACUGUGGAGGUCGUUGAGGCUUCUCAGUCUCAGCAGAACAAUUCUCACCAUCAUCAUAGGGGAGGUGGUGGUCAUCGUCAUCGCCGAGGUGGUCAUCAUCAUCAUCAUCGCCAUCAUGGCGGCGGAGGUCAUCAUCAUAGAGGUGACGGCGGAAGUUCAACUGCAACCAAUGCCAAUACAGGAACCAGUCAGAAGAACAUGAACAAUCCCUGCGCAUCCGGUGCUAGGUGACAAUUGUUGCCCCCAGAAAUCGAACAGUGGACCCAUAGUGCACUGAAGCUGCAGCAGCAGCACCAUAGGUCGUCGCUAAUGCUCCUGGAUCGAGCAGCGCGUCUGCUGGAUGACGACACUUUACCGCGGCGGCAACGAUUGCUGAUUUAACACUUGGCCCAGCAAGGUAAGCUCGUACAAAAUCAUUCGCUCGAUAGGAUCGAUGUGGCAAAAUACGCAAUUACCGGAGCACUUGCUCCUCUACUAUCCGCUCUAAGUAGCACUAUCAUCACCCAGAAACCCGGCAAUGGUUAUCAUGAAAAUGGUAUUCGUAGCAGUAGAUGUAGCACCAUUAGUAAUAGUCAAUCAAAUUGCGUAACGCUGUCUCAAGCGCAACCCCAAACGUGUAAACCCAUUCGACUGAUUAGAGUAUCAUACUUUUUUCCUAGCGUGCCAAUGGCGGUGAAGCAGGAGAUGUUUGUCGUGGUGCCGUUGUUGGCACUGCUGCUGGAAGUUCUGAUAAGUUCGGUUCGAAUCUGUUGUCCCAGCCGACGAUGGAGGCUGUGCAUCCCCCCAAGUGCUACUACAGCACUGCUUUGUGAUAGGUAUUUUGCAAUGAUAUUAGGUGUAUUAUGUAUCUGAUUUAUCAGGGUAAUGCGUGUCUGUGUUGGAUUUCGUUGAAAUUGUGUGUUGUUUUACAUUUCACGACUAGUGCCAUUGAUUGAGAUAACUAAAGAUUGUUUGAUUUGAUAAUUCUAUUGACUUGCAAGGCUGGUAGCAGGUCUCUUUUUAGAGACUUGGUCACUAUUUGAAUGUAAGUUUCCGAAAAAUUUCUAUUUUCAAUGAUAGGUCUCUAAAGUUUGUCUCCUACACUGAGGAAAAAUAAAUUCCAAAUUCCAAGCAAAAUGGUCUUGAAAGUCACUUAUUAUUCAUUAUUUAGGUGGCUUUUUGCUCUUCGCGAGUUCGUCAUACUUAAAAGUCACUUUUUCUCGCUUCUCCAAUGAUUUUUUCCUCCAAAAAACCUCAGUCAUUUUCCAAAGUAUAUGCAAAACUACUGUUUUGGCACCUUCGUAACCUACGAACAGUGUUUUAAUGAUUAUGAUGAAAUCUUGUAUUGAACGUGAAAGGUGUCUCCCACUUUCUUUCUUACACAAUGAAGAAUCUUGAAUCCAAAACUAUACAGCUUUUUGGCUGAUCAUUACUCAAGUUAUCGGUUUGAGUCCAUCAGGGGUGAUAGCAGGUCUCUUUUUGAGAGACUUGGUCUCUUUUUCAAUGCAAGUCUCUAAAAGUAUCUAUGUGUAAUAUAAGGCCUCACUGUUUUUUAACCAAAAUGGUAUCUUGAGUCACUAUUUUCCUUCUCCUUGUAGUGAAUUCUGAUACAAAAUACUCAACCAUGAA